CUUGGGAUUGGGUAUCUUCUUCUUCUUCUCUUUUUGUCUUCAACUGUUCGAAGUUCUCCUCUUUUCUUGUGUGUUCCCUGGUUCAACUUCAACAGCCACAUCCAUACCAUAUCCACAAUAUCUCUCUUCUCUUCUGAAGUCUCGUUUUCAGACAAAACAUCUGAUGAGAGACUCGCUGUAAUUAGAACAUUUUCCAUGGCGGUUUAUUACCAAACUAGUGUCGGGAUGCAAUCUCUGUACCAAGAACCAAUCUACCUCAACGAACAACAACAACAGCAAGCUUCUUCUUCCUCUGCCGAGAUGGUUUUUAUCCCACCAACAAGCGACGAGGCAGUGGUCACAGGUCUCAACGGAAGCAGCGUAAGCAACGAUCUAAGCUUUCAGGGAGGAGGACUCUCGCUAAGCCUCGGCAACCACCAGAUCCAAUACCAUUACCAGAACCUCUCUAACCAGUUGAGUUACCCUUCUCUGUCUGAUGAGAAUGACAAGAGCUUGCAUCAUCAUCAACAACAACAACCUGAGCAUGUUCCUUCCUCUGGUUACAUCAAUGGAGUUGGAUCAGGACUCUACAACAACCACCGUUACGAGACAACAGGGGGGUUCGUGAGCAGCGUUCUAAGAUCUCCUUACCUUAAACCAACACAACAACUGCUAGACGAAGUCGUUAGCGUCAGGAAGUUGGGUGGUGGUGAUAGUAACAAGAAGAUCAAGAACAACAACAACAGCGACUUUACUAAUAACGGGUCUAGCGAAAACAACAACGAGGAGUUAUCUUCUUCAGAACGUCAAGAGCUUCAGAGCAAGAAGAACAAGCUCUUAACAAUGGUGAACGAGGUAGACGCAAGGUACAACCAAUACCACCAUCAAAUGGAAGCUUUGGCUUCGUCUUUCGAGAUGGUAGCUGGUCUCGGAGCAGCUAAGCCUUACACGUCGGUGGCGCUGAACAGAAUCUCUCGCCAUUUCCGGUGCUUGAGGGAUGCGUUAAAGGAACAGGUUGGGGUGAUGAGAGGGAAGCUUGGGGAGGAGGAGGAUAAGGAAGAGGAAGGAGAGAGGAUACCGCGUCUUAGGUAUUUAGAUCAGAGGUUGAGACAGCAGAGAGCUUUGCAUCAACAGCUUGGUAUGGUGGUUAGACCAUCUUGGAGACCACAACGAGGCUUACCUGAAAACUCUGUCUCUAUACUCCGCGCUUGGCUCUUUGAGCAUUUCCUUCAUCCUUAUCCUAAGGAGUCAGAGAAGAUCAUGCUUGCUAAACAGACAGGACUAUCUAAAAACCAGGUUGCGAACUGGUUUAUUAAUGCGAGAGUUCGGCUAUGGAAACCGAUGAUAGAAGAGAUGUAUAAAGAAGAGUUUGGAGAUUCAUCAGAGUUACUCUCUAACUCUAAUCAAGACAACAACAACAAGCAGGAAACAUCUCAGCUCAAACAUGAAGACUCUUCUUCUUCGCAACAACAGAGUCAUGGAAACAACAACAACGUCACAUAUACAUCUGAUGCAGAGCGUGGAGAUUAUGACAGCUUGAUGAACUAUCAUCAAGGGUUUGGUGCGGAUGAUUACAACCGCUACAUUGGUGGCCUUGGAAACCAGCAGGAUGGCAGAUUCUCUAACCCCCAUCAGUUACAUGACUUUGUUGUCUGAAAACGUUUCAAGAAACUGGCAAUGCCCGCCAGUGAUUGGAGUAGUGAUUCUUGAAGCGCAAGAAAAGAUGCGCUUUUUGCCUUCUUAAUAGAUAGAGGGGAUACACAAUAUAUAUAUCUCUAGUAUUUCCUGGUUAGUCUUUAGGUUUGUAUAUGAAACCGAGCCUUUAUGUACACUUUGGUAAGGCCAAAUAUUAUAUUGUUUUGUGUAUAA
Molecule: messenger RNA, 1848 nt
Organism: Raphanus sativus (radish)
Lineage: Eukaryota; Viridiplantae; Streptophyta; Magnoliopsida; Brassicales; Brassicaceae
Product: BEL1-like homeodomain protein 3
Exons: 4
Coding region: 196-1635 (479 amino acids)
Biological process (GO): regulation of transcription by RNA polymerase II
Molecular function (GO): DNA-binding transcription factor activity, RNA polymerase II-specific; RNA polymerase II cis-regulatory region sequence-specific DNA binding
Source: RefSeq, a predicted model, not a curated record